Messenger RNA from Dacryopinax primogenitus, 1044 nucleotides. RefSeq names its product WSC-domain-containing protein. The annotation marks the transcript as partial. The transcript has 7 exons. The record is from RefSeq and is a predicted model, not a curated record. NCBI's taxonomy places the organism in Eukaryota, Fungi, Basidiomycota, Dacrymycetes, Dacrymycetales, Dacrymycetaceae.
AUGCUCGCCGUUCUUCUGGUCUCCGUCUCUCUCGCUUUGGGUGCAUGCAGCUUGCCCCAGCCCACCCCGACCCCACCUCCCAUUUUCCGCGGGUACAACUCCCUCUCUCGGCGUGCGACCUGGACCAACAUCGGAUGUGUCACUGACUCACGCGCAAGGGCGCUCACUGGUACUUCCCAGACGACGAGCUCUAAUACGGUGGAGAGCUGUCAGCAGUUCUGUUCGACUGGGGGAUACGUGUAUGCGGGUGUUGAGUACGGGAAUGAAUGCUACUGCGGAAAUAGCCUGUCCAAUGGCCCGUCGGACUGUAACGUCGUCUGUGCCGGGAAUUCCAGAGAAACAUGCGGCGGGAGUUUUCGCCUCAACCUCUAUAGCCAAGUCAUAUCUUCCACGACCACCUCUACCGUACCCACCUCCUCUGGAUGGGCAAACCUUGGGUGCAGGGUCGAUUCCCGCGCUAGGGCGCUUACGGGCCCGUCCCAGGAUGUGAGCACAAACUCGGUGGAGAACUGUGAGCAGUUUUGCGGGUCGCGCGGAUAUGUUUAUGCGGGUGUUGAGUAUGGCAGCCAAUGCUUCUGCGGAAAUGCGCUGAGCAAUGGUCUUGGAGGCACUACUUCUGCCUCAGAGUGUAACGUAGCCUGCUCCGGAAACUCGGCCGAAACCUGUGGUGGCAGCUACAGGCUCAACCUCUACAGCAUGGUCUCCUCCUCCACAACCACAUCAUCCACGCCCACGUCCUCCGGCUGGGCAAAUCUCGGCUGUAGAUUAGAUGCCCGCGCGCGAGCACUCACGGGUCCGUCACAGGACGUCAGCACGAAUUCUGUUGAGAACUGCGAACAGUUCUGUGGCUCCCAAGGGUAUAUCUAUGCUGGUGUCGAGUAUGGCAGUCAGUGCUAUUGUGGUAACACACUCUCGAACGGCGCGGGAGGCACGGCGUCGUCCUCCGAUUGCAACAUAGCUUGUUCCGGCAACUCGGCCGAAACGUGCGGAGGCAGCUAUCGCUUGAACCUCUAUAGUCGCAGCGCGUCAACCAGUACGAGCACG